AUGGUACAGAAGGCAUUAAAGGUGACUAAGAAACCGAAGGAUCCACGUAGGAUAACGAAGAAGCAGAUGAAUCUAAAGAAGGCUGCACCUUUGCAACUAAAGUCGAGGAAGAAAUCUCUGCAACAUAUGAAAAAGCUAGCUAAGACAUGUUCACGAACUGAAGCCACGGAAAGAUUUGUUGCUAGUCGGGUUGGGCAUUUAGAGUUGCUGAAGGGGACCAGGAGGCAGUUAGAGGAGCAGAAGAAGUCGAAACUUGCUAAGAAAUGA
Molecule: messenger RNA, 267 nt
Organism: Eremothecium cymbalariae DBVPG#7215
Lineage: Eukaryota; Fungi; Ascomycota; Saccharomycetes; Saccharomycetales; Saccharomycetaceae
Exons: 1
Coding region: 1-267 (88 amino acids)
Source: RefSeq, a predicted model, not a curated record